UGCUUUUAUCACUAUGAUGGGUGAAGGGGAGUAUACGCCUCUUGCCGAUCGCCCCUUGUUUGGUGCAGCAGAAAGUCAACCAAGGGGACGAUUGAUAAAUGCCUUGAUAAUAUUUGUAACAAUAUUGCUGGUGCUUAUCACUACAAUUACAGCUUUCUUCCCAGGACCAAAGUUCCUUGAUAUGUUCUUUGUGUUUUGCAUCAUUCUCAUCUGCAUCUCUCAUCUCACAGUGAUUGUUUGGUACAGACAAGGAGAUCUUGAUCCAAAGUUCAAGAAACUUAUCUACUUUAAUGCUUUUUCUAUGGUAAUGUUGUGCAUUUGUGGAAAUAUAUUUUUCCAUGAGUAGUUGUUACUUGUGUAUAAGUUAUACGUACUAAUUAGGUUGUUGGAAAGAAUCUCUCUCCCUAUGCUAUGUGAAAUUAUACUGUAAUGUAUAAUGUAAUAAGAAAAGUUUAUAUUUUUAAUAAAUUUGUUAGUAUGGUAUGCGUAUUUUCAAUGUUCAUGGACAAGUGCUCUUACAGUGAUGAUUAUUGUUAUAUGUUAUUCACUAAGAUAAUUAUUAUAUUGAUUAAGUUACAUGUAGGAAUUACUCAGUGAAUUUUAAACAAACAAAAUUAUAAGUGUGUUACUGAAUACUUAUUGUAUUUUACAUAUUUUAUAAAAAGAUUCAAGAAAGUCUCAAAUGGAUAAAUUAAGGUUGGUCAUUUUGUAGACACUGUCUCUGACUAAUAACCUGCUCCAUUUGGUACCAUGUGGACUCAUGACUGGAGAAAUUCCCAAGAAAAAAUAUUCCAAAAGGACAUUAAAUUUAUGGCCAAAAUAAAAAGAAUAAAUACAUACAGGUACAAAGAAGGAUUGCUUAGCUGGAGCAAUAGUGGAUUGGCCAACCUGACUGGUGGAAAAUUCCAGCUUACAAGAGGGGAGGUUGUGUGAUAUUGCAAUACAUCAGCAAGUUUCAAUUAUCGUACAAGACGUGAUGGUUUGUCAGGUUACAUUUUUUUUAGUGUGGUCAAUACCUGUAUGACAUUGACAGUGUACUGUACUGGAUUGCAGUAAUUAUUCAUAAUAAUAAUUUAAUGAGCGCUUAUGUACAGUAUGUAUUGGAUAUUUCAGAGAGUGAAAGUGACAGUGUUACAGGUACAGUACCCAAAUGCACGAAGUAUAAUAAUUACUGUAACAUUAAAAGCAUACUACAAUACAGCAUGGUAAAAAGAAUGGUUUGCACAUUAGUUAAUAGCAACAGGUUCUAAUUCAUGUUCAUUGUGUAUUUAUGUAAAGUAUAAUAAACUAUUUUAAAACAUUGAUGUAAUACAAUAUUAUAUACAUAUUAUAGUAUAGCCAAAAUAUGCAAGUCAUUAAUUGUGUUCAUUUACUAUAUAACUUGUCAGAGUGAGAGAGGUUGAAUGAGUGAGCUUCAUUGUUCUUCAGUAUACAGUAAAUCAUCAUCAUGAUAAAA
Macrobrachium nipponense is the source of this 1456-nucleotide messenger RNA. RefSeq names its product transmembrane protein 243-like. Lineage: Eukaryota; Metazoa; Arthropoda; Malacostraca; Decapoda; Palaemonidae. The record is from RefSeq and is a predicted model, not a curated record.